GGGUAGUACCCACCCCCGGAAGCAAAUUAGUGGUUCAGAAAGGUACUACCGUACCAAGCGUUCAGCCUUCAGGAUCCUGGAGAGACUGAAGGAUACUAAACUAGAGGAUCUGACGGAGGAGCAGUCAGACUCCAAAGCGUGGGCUGAAGCCUUCAUAGCCGAACACCGGGAGAAGGCUAAAAUGGACUCUGCGCAAGGUAAGCGCAAAAGGUCGAGUGAGGGGACAUCGGCAGAAGCCAAAAGAUCCAAGGUGUCCGCCACUCAAACAACUAAUGCUCUCAAAAAAUCUUUUGCGGAAGUAGCGAAAGAAAGUCAUAUAAGGGCGGUGAUUGAUCGCAGUUCCCAUGACGGUGCGAUCACGCAAGCAAACUGGGAUCUGAUAAGCAGGAGUCUGUGGAAAGUCUAUAGGGACAUCCUGCAAGAAAAUCCAGGACCCCCACCCAGCUGCUCAGACGCGGGUUGGUUCCAAUCACGCGUCAAAUUAACCAGGUGCGCUGAUCAACGAUCGGUCGAUCUGUACACUCUGGCAAUUAAACGCAUAGGGGAGCCUUGGCCAGGGGCCCGUCUCGACGUGGUCCUCCGUGAAGACAUCCCCAAUCGGCCAAGAUCAAGAGCCUGGAUACCACAGUUCCACACCGACCCAGAGGAAGUGUUGGAACUGCUCAAACUAGGCAACCCCGAGCUACCUACCAGCGAUUGGAAAGUAGCAAAGAUUGGCGAAGUGGAUGGCAAGAGGAGACUAGCGGUGAUCAUCCUAAAUGAGGAAUCACUGGAUCCACUCGCUAACCUGAAAUGGAAGGUGAACUACGGCUUCCAAUCACUGACACUCCAUGUCUACAGACAGGAUGUAGCCAGUAAAGGCAGCUCCGCAGUUAACUUGACGUCAUCCGCGGAGGAGACGACGGUUGCGUUAGACAACCUAACGGACGACGAGGUGGCAUCCAAUUCCGGUAUGGUAGGCGAACUCUUCCGAAGGGUUACCCUAGAGGAUAUGGGGGAAUAUUCCGAUCUCUCAGACGCUCUGGAGGACGAGGAAUAUAUUCCCACUUCCUCUGACGAGGAGAUCGCUGACCAAACCGUGGUUGGCUGUCAUCUAACAACGCACACCAACGAUGGUGGGGGUUGUACAGAUCAACCUCCACCACAGUAAGGCGGCCUCAGCCGCACUCAUCCUCCGUCUCGCUGAAAGAGAAGAGGAAAUCGCUCUCAUCCAAGAACCAUGGGUCAUAAAAGAUCGGGUUUGCGGGUUGAGUAACAAAGAUUUUAAACUGGUCUAUGUCACCGACAAAGCGAUGCGGACAACGCAGUAAUAUCAGUGGAGUCCUGCGGAAGGACAAUAUGGCUUGCCUCGUCCUAUAUGGCACAUGACGCGGUACAACCACCACCAUCUCCACUCCUAAGAGGUGCAACAGAGGAAGCCGCGAGACGUGGCAUACCACUAAUCCU
Messenger RNA from Anastrepha ludens (Mexican fruit fly), 1446 nucleotides. RefSeq lists its product as uncharacterized. The record is from RefSeq and is a predicted model, not a curated record. The transcript has 2 exons. NCBI's taxonomy places the organism in Eukaryota, Metazoa, Arthropoda, Insecta, Diptera, Tephritidae. The coding region runs from base 182 to 1150 and encodes 322 amino acids.